Messenger RNA from Prorocentrum cordatum, 678 nucleotides. NCBI's taxonomy places the organism in Eukaryota, Dinophyceae, Prorocentrales, Prorocentraceae. The record is from the annotation of a GenBank genome assembly.
AUGAACGCAUCCGCUCCCGAUCCUGCAGUAACGAUCGAGGUAGAGGUCAAGGGGAUGGUGCACUACAGCCUGGUGCAGACAAUGCGCGAGUACAUGGAGAUCUACAAGAGCAUGGGCUUCACUGAGCAGGACCUAGAAGAGGUGGGGGAGUUUUUGUUCCGCUACCCACUGCACAUUAUGGUGUUCAUGCAGGUGAUCGGUUUUUUGCAGAUGUCUCUCACGACCCUCGCCUUCAAAAAUGAUGUGUCUUUCUUCAAGGGUCGCUCCGACUACACAGGCCUGUCGAGCCGCUCUCUCGGAACUGACACGCUCCAAGAGAUAAUAAUUUUCUUCUAUCUGCUCGACUUCGACAACAUAUCUCGCAUUCUUCUUUUUCAGUGGGGCGUUGGAGCAUUGAUCAGUGCUUGGAAGUUCGCCAGAGUUGCACAGCUGAGUGUUUACUGGGCGUACUUCUUGCCGUGGGUCAGAUAUGGGCGUGCGUCAGCGGUGUCCUCGAGUGAGAAGGAUACCGAGGAUAUCGAUGUACGAGGCAUGGCAUAUCUCAAAAUGGUACUCUAUCCUCUCUCCGUCGUGUGGGGCUUAUACAGCCUGUACCACUACAGCUACAAGAGCUGGUGGAGCCAUCGCGGAUUUCCUCCAUGGCUGACUUCGCCUACACCUUCGGAUUCAUCAACAUGA